UGUCCAUGAUGCAGAAGGCGGGGAUCCCCGAGGCCCUUCGCAGUCCUCGUGCACAGCUCCUACUGGUUAACUCUCUGACUUGUGGUCUUGAAGUUUGUCUAGCCGCAGGGAUCACCUUUGUUCCACCUUUGCUUCUUGAAGCUGGAGUGGAGGAAAAAUUCAUGACCAUGGUACUAGGUAUCGGGCCCAUUCUUGGUCUCUUAGUUGUACACCUAAUCGGCUCUGCAAGUGACCAUUGGAGCAGCAGAUUUGGCCGUCGGCGGCCCUUCAUCUGGCUUUUAUGUUUUGGAGUAAUACUGUCCCUCAUUAUCAUUCCUUUUGCCAAACAUUUAGCCAGCUUUGGAGGUCACCACUAUGCCGGCAUGGAGGUGUUCUUCCUUAUAUUGGGUGUUGGGCUGCUAGAUUCCUGUGCACAGGUUUGUUUCACUCCUUUGGAAGCACUGCUCUCUGAUCUCUUCCCUGAAGGAGAAGCCUGCAGAAAAGCCUUCUCAGUGUACGCCUUAACUGUUGGACUAGGAGCAUGCAUUGGAUUCUUUUUGCCUUCUGUGGACUGGAGUGACAGCUGGCUGGCACACCAGUUAGGUGGCCAAGAACAGUGCCUUUUCACACUCCUACUUAUUAUAUUUUGCGGAUGCAUCUUUGCUACAUUCUUUGUUUCCGAAGAGGUCUGGAUAAAUGCUGGACACUCAGAUAUAGAACCAGCAGGCAAGGGAUGGACUUGCACAAGGACAUGUCACCUUUGGUCUCUACCACACAGGGUUUGGCGAAUGGCCCUAGCGCUGCGAAGUAUGUGUGCUCUGGUAUCACGCUUCAGGACGUUUUGUUGCAGAGUUCCUGACGCUCUGUGCCGCUUGUUUAUGGCCCAGCUGUGCUCAUGGAUGAGCCUUAUGACCUUUUCUCUCUUUUACACUGACUUCAUUGGGGAAGGACUUUAUCAUGGUGUGCCAAUAGCAGAACCGGGGACGGAGGCUAGACUUCAGUAUGAUGCAGGAGUCAGAAUGGGAAGCUUGGGCCUCUUCCUUCAGUCUGCGACAUCAAUAGUGUUUUCGUUCUCCAUGGAUUACCUGGUGAAGACAUUUGGAACGCGAAUCGUCUACCUGUUUGCAGUUUCCUGCCUCCCGGUUGCUUCAAUAAUCACAUGCUUUUCCCAUAAUAUUACAGUGGUAAUAGCAUCCGCUGCUAUGACAGGCAUCCCAUUUUCUGUACUGCAGAUCCUGCCAUACACUCUUACCUCACUUUAUCAUCAUAACCGACAGGUGUUUCUCCCAAAGUAUAAGGACGUGGCUGAGGAGGAGAUAAAGGAAAAAGAGCGAAAGCCUGGAUUCAUGGAAAAUGCAUCAAAUAAUAAUAGUGUUGCAAUGUUUUCCUCACACUCCCCAUCUAUGUGCAUUGGUCCCUCCUGUGACAACUCUGUCAUGGUUGGAGGACCUACUACUCCAAACAAUAGGAUAUGCUUGGAUAUGGCUAUACUAGACAGUUCCUGUCUUUUGUCUCAGGUGGUCCCAUCCCUAGUUAUGGGCUUCAUCGUACACAUGACACAGACGGUGACCGCCUACAUUGCAUCAGCUGCAGCUUUUGGUUUGAUAGCUAUAUAUUUCUCCAACAAAGUUGUCUUUGAUAAACGUGAUAUAGUAAAGGUUACUCCUCUAUAG
Messenger RNA from Bufo bufo (common toad), 1652 nucleotides. RefSeq names its product solute carrier family 45 member 3-like. Gene Ontology annotation, cellular component: membrane. Gene Ontology annotation, molecular function: sucrose:proton symporter activity. The coding region runs from base 6 to 1652 and encodes 548 amino acids. NCBI's taxonomy places the organism in Eukaryota, Metazoa, Chordata, Amphibia, Anura, Bufonidae. The transcript is spliced from 4 exons. The record is from RefSeq and is a predicted model, not a curated record.